Olea europaea var. sylvestris is the source of this 1371-nucleotide messenger RNA. RefSeq names its product ABC transporter B family member 20-like. The record is from RefSeq and is a predicted model, not a curated record. Bases 1 to 723 code for a protein of 240 amino acids. Lineage: Eukaryota; Viridiplantae; Streptophyta; Magnoliopsida; Lamiales; Oleaceae. The transcript is spliced from 2 exons. Gene Ontology annotation, molecular function: ATPase-coupled transmembrane transporter activity; ATP binding; ATP hydrolysis activity.
AUGUUACGACCAAAGAAAUAUGAGCAAUCAGAAAAGAAAAUACAGGCAAAAAUGAGCCAACCCACCUCCAGUUAUCAACUCAGUGGCUUUUCAAAAAGCACUAUAAUAUCUUUGAUAGAAAGAUUCUAUGAUCCAGUUGCUGGUCAGGUUUUACUGGAUGGACGUGAUUUGAAAUCUUAUGAUUUGAGAUGGUUGAGGAGCCACUUGGGUCUCGUUCAGCAGGAGCCUAUCAUCUUUGCAACUACAGUAAGAGAAAAUAUCAUUUAUGCUAGGCAUAAUGCAAGUGAAGCGGAGAUGAAAGAGGCAGCAAGAAUAGCAAAUGCUCAUCAUUUUAUCAGCAGUUUGCCUCAUGGUUAUGACACUCAUGUCGGAAUGAGGGGGGUAGAUCUGACUCCAGGACAGAAGCAAAGAAUUGCAAUUGCCAGAGUUGUUUUGAAAAAUGCACCCAUUUUAUUAUUGGAUGAAGCCAGCUCGUCCAUCGAAUCUGAGUCAAGCCGGGUGGUGCAGGAAGCCCUCGACACUCUAGUCAUGGGGAACAAAACAACGUUUCUAAUUGCACAUCGAGCAGCUAUGAUGAGGCAUGUAGACAAUAUUGUUGUACUUAAUGGUGGGCGAAUUGUGGAGGAAGGUACUCACAAUACAUUGAUGGGCAAAAGUGGUUUGUAUGCCCGAUUGAUGCAACCUCACUUCGGGAAGCGUUUACACCAGCAUAGACUUGUUUAGACGGUGUCCCGUGAAUCUCGAGUGGUUGCGACGUGGCUCUCUUCUGACCCUUAAGAACGUGUCUGUCACUGUUGGGAUGAAAUUCCAAAUUUGUGGUACUGACUGAAUGAUAUUAACAAACAUGGACACGGGUAGAUUUCUGUACUAUGCUGUGCUGGUGGCAGCGGUGCUUGUUGACAUGAUAACUAUGGGUUGCUGCAUUUUGUAGUCAAUGAUUGAAGAGUAGGGUUUGUAGAGUUUGAUUAGCCUUUAUCAGGAUAGGCAUUUGGGAGGAUUGGAUGCAUAUUCUUUUGGAGGCAGGCAGAAUUGGUUUAGAACUUUGCCCUGUUUCUCCAUUAUAUAUUGAUUUGCUAGUCGUAGAGUUGGAUGAACCAGCAGUAGUGUUCAAUUAGAUGGAGGUUGAAUCUAUAUUUCUUUUCUUUCAUUUUUGGGUGGCUUGUUUGCGUGUGGUCAGUCGGCUUGUUUUUUUCUUACCUACCUUCUGGCAGUUCCCUUUAGCCACUGCCUUACCAAUUUUCUUGAUGUACAGUUUCUUUUCUUGCGAGAAAAUUGUAAAAAAAAUCUGAGAAUGAAGGCGGUUGAUGUAAAUUUUUGUAUAUAAUGAGGUCAAAAGAUGUUCGCUAUUCUUUGCCUUGUUUGAUGCUGUCA